AUGAAGCGGGUGAUGGAGGAGGAGCGGUGCACGGCGGCGCGGACCGACCGGACGUUCCGACCGAUGCGGCGGAAGGAGGCCCUCGACUCUAAGAUGAAGAGGGCGAUGGAGGACGAGCGGUUCGCGGCGGCACGAGCGGACCCGAGGUUCCAACCGAUGCGGCGGAAGGAGGCCAAGGUGGCCCUCGACUCGAGGUUCAUGGCCCCCAUGCUCACGGACCCCAUGUUCGAUUCUUCAGCGGCGCCGGUGGACAAGCGCGGCAGACGCCGCAAGAAGAGCGCCAGGGACAGGGAGAACCCCAUGCUGCAUUACUAUCUCAGCCAAGAGGAGGGGGACGAGGAAAAGACAGAACAAGAGAAGCUGAUUUGUCAAGAGGAGGAUCAUGAGGUGGAAGAAGAGGAUGGGCUAGAGGAAGAAGAGAGUUCCGGCAGCGAUGAUGAGGAGGACGGCAAUGACCAGGUUCCAAAUCCUGUCAUCUUCAUUCCUCUAAAAACAAUCGGAUCUUACAUGUGGAUACAGCAGAUUAUGCAGGCUCACCGCUCAAGUUAUGAUUAUUUUUCAACUUGUGGUGUAUGUUUGUGA
Messenger RNA from Triticum turgidum subsp. durum (durum wheat), 582 nucleotides. NCBI's taxonomy places the organism in Eukaryota, Viridiplantae, Streptophyta, Magnoliopsida, Poales, Poaceae. The record is from the annotation of a GenBank genome assembly.